AGAAGGCCACUAGUUCCUGGCAGAAUGGCUUCUCACCGUCUGCUCCUCCCUUGCCUGGCUGGACUGGUAUUUGUGGUAUUUGUGUCUGAGGCUGGCCCUGCGGGCACUGGUGCAUCUAAGUGUCCUCUGAUGGUCAAAGUCCUUGAUGCCGUCCGAGGCAGUCCUGCUGUCAACGUGGCUGUGAAGGUGUUCAUAAAGGCUGCUGAUGAGACCUGGCAGCCAUUCGCCUCUGGGAAGACCAGUGAAUCUGGAGAGCUCCAUGGGCUUACAACUGAUGAGAAAUUCAUAGAAGGGAUAUACAAAGUGGAAUUAGACACAAAAUCCUACUGGAAGGCACUUGGCAUCUCCCCAUUCCAUGAAUAUGCAGAGGUGGUGUUCACAGCGAAUGACUCUGGCCACCGCCACUACACCAUCGCAGCUCUGCUCAGUCCCUACUCCUAUUCCACCACGGCCGUCAUCAGCAACCCCAAGGAAUGAGGGACUUUUCCUUCAGUGGGAUUUGAAGGAGGAGGGACAGGAUUUUAUGGAACCAAUAGUAUUCCAUUUUUACUAAAGCAGUGUUUUUACUUUAUAAGCUAUGUUAGAAACUCAGGCAGAGACAAUAAAACAUUCCUGUUAAAGCAUU
Molecule: messenger RNA, 625 nt
Organism: Galeopterus variegatus (Sunda flying lemur)
Lineage: Eukaryota; Metazoa; Chordata; Mammalia; Dermoptera; Cynocephalidae
Gene: TTR
Product: transthyretin
Exons: 4
Coding region: 25-477 (150 amino acids)
Biological process (GO): purine nucleobase metabolic process
Molecular function (GO): thyroid hormone binding
Source: RefSeq, a predicted model, not a curated record